CAAAUAAAUAAAUCAAGGAAGUGAACUGAGUAUGGGACAAAACAGAAGUUGAGGUUUUUUAUUAUUUAAAAAACCAAAAACACCUUAGCCUGUCUUGACCCUUCUUUUUCUCAAAGUCUUUACUGCUUCUACAGCUUCCUCCUUUCAGAGACCAGUGCUAGGGUUCUAUCCUCAGUCUUUCUUAUCCACAGCCUCUCUGGGAAAUGUCAUCCAUUCUUGUAGCUUCAUCUUUUCACUUCUAACUUCUUGGUCCUUACAAAACCUGAUGCACCAUGGUUCUUCCUCUUGUAGCACAUUUCUAUAUUCCCAUUGCCCAGCCAGGUGAAACUGGUUGUGCCCUCAAUUAAAGUCUUGUGGGAGGGAGGGAUUCUUUGAGUUAGCCCAAGUACUUUGAGUUUCCUUUCUCAACACCUCUUUCCCCUCCAUUUCCUAGAACUCUUGCCCUGUCCCACUCAUCAUCCUCCACAGAAUUCUGAUCUGCAUCUGCUUACAUUUUGUCCUUACUCUAGAGCAAGAGUAUACAGACUCCUUUCCUGCCUUAUCCCAUCUCUCUGUCCCAACCCAAUCCCAGCGUCUCUACAUUGGCAGAAAGCUCCCCACGGUGUGGAAAUCAUUAUUAUCAUCAUCCCAAUACAAAAUCUUGGCUAGGUGUUAAAUCUAUGAAAUUUGCCGAUGACUUAUAGCAGAAUUAUCCCAUUGUUCUAGCUUUAUACCACUUUACAUAAUGGGAAGGCAUUAAUCAUGGAGGUCUGUCUUCCCACACCACUCCUCAAGAGACUCAAUUUCUGUUUUGUCUCAUACUCAGUUCACUUCCUUGAAUGUAAGCAGGCAUUCAUGAAAGUGCAGUCAUUAAGAAUGCCUUCAAGCUUACAAUGUAGGGGAGAUAAGAUAUGUACAUAAUUCUAAAGUGUAUGGUAAAUGAUAAUAAAUUCAGACGGCGUCUUAUGCCUCUUAUGGCUUGUAAGGACAACAAAUAUUGUACUGAAAGGCAACCACCUGGGUCAGAUAUUUUCAAGGUGAUAAAUAUGCACACAAAUUCUUGACCUUCUUUCUUUCACUAAACUCAAUAUUCCUGUUCCAGUUAUUAUGCCCCUCUGUAAUGACUCCCACAGGAAACAAAAAUCCACACCUCCACAUUUUAUCUCCACUGAGUUCUUUCCUCCAUAGUUAAAAAAAAGUUAUCCAGACCUCUUUCAUAUAACAGUUUGUCACAUUUUGUGUACAGUCAUGAACACGUUUCUCCUUUGCAGGUUAAAUAUACCCAGACCCUUCAAUUAUGUAAUGUAUUUAUCACCAUCCUAGUCACUCCUCCAGAACUGUUCAACUCAAUCACAUGUCAUCAGUGCUGAAAAAUGAGUCCAGAAAUGUCCUAAUUAAUCCCUUUCUCAGACCUGAAAGUCUUUGGAAUUAUUCUCAACUAGUCCUCUUCUGCAUAACUACCUUACCUGCAUAUGGCACUUGACAGCAAGCAUGUUUUUCUUUUCUACUCUUCCACCUCUAUCCCUUCCUGGUUCAGGCCCUCAUCACCCCAGGCCUACGUCCUGUGUCCGUUUUUUGCUUCCCUGCCUGCUGGUGCCAUCCCUGGACCCCUUAAAAAGCACUAUCACAUGUGAAUCAGCAAAAACUCGUUGAGCUGUGCAUCACUAAUUGUGAUGUGCAGUGCUCAUGCUUCAGAGCAUCAAUUAUGAGCAAGACAAGGCCUUUAACUUCCAGAGGUGUCGGCCAUCAUGUGACUAUACCAACGUAUAGAGAGGGUUGCAUUGUAGCAUGGGUGCACACCCAAGACCGAGGGUGGAAAACAGCAUUCCAGCAUAGAUUAGUGGACACGGCAUUUGACUAAACUUUUAAGAAUGGUUGGAAUUAAAAGGAGAGCAUUCCAGGCUGAACCAAGAGGUGGGGCCGGAGGGGUCUCGAGUACUGUGGUUUACUGGGCUCCUGAGCAGAGCAGAUGGAUGGAAACUAUGGAUGUGCAGGAGGAGCAGUACAAAGUGUUCUCGAAAGGAACAUUAGGGCAGGUAAAGAAUAACCCUGAGUGCCAUCCUCGAGAGUCUUCUGGAUAAGCCUUGAAGAAGGGGCUGUUGGGCUCCCAGUUGCAUUUCCAUCUCUCAGUGGAAGACACUGCAGUCUCAACAUUUGGACAAGAAGCCCCGCCUAGCAGCUCUUGUAGAGGAGGCUGGGAAGCAGACCGGAGGCUGAAAAGCAGUUUAGGUAAAGUAUCCCCAAACCUGGCAGUGCGCACUGGGCGAGUCGCCAAUUCGCAGGAACCUCCAAGGCCGAGCUGCAGGGAGGAUCGCACUCUGUUAACCUAGUGUGCCCUCACUAUAGACAGUCACUGACUUCUACUGGGACGAUUUGGGAAGGUGGCCCCCGCGGUCCGUCCACUGCAGGAACCCGUUGGCCCGGAGGCAGCUGCAGGACUCCCGUGCGCGUCCCCGCGGGCGUGCGGGAGCAGCGGGAGGAGCGGACUGGGCACGUGGAACUCCGCCACAGCAGGCUGAGACGGUGCGCAGCGCCCUUUUUUCGGAUUGGGCGGAAUCGUGCCUGGAGAAGGCAGAGACUGGUUAACCCUGGGAAGAGGGCGGAGCCUUGUCAGGGAGGGAGGCGGGACUUGGCUCCCAGUGGUAACCCUGCCCCCUUGCGGCGUCUCGGGCGCGGGCUGGCGAUGUCGCCAGCAGUCCCGGGAGAGUUUAGGCCUUCUAGUCAUCCCAGCAACCGGUGACGCGGCCCUCAUGAGGCCCACCACUGGCCAGCCGGGAAAAGCGGAGCCAGAACGUGACUCCCUAUCCUGAGGAGCCUCCCAGCUCCCCACUCGGCGGCCGCACGCUCCGCCAGCCCCUUCCUCCCUUCAGCGCCCUAGUCCCGAAGUCCGGGAGGUGGGGGUCAGCGAGCCAGCCGAGUAGGAACUGCGCGGUGUACAAGGAGCCUGUCGGCGACCGGUGAGGGGACUGGGGCUGGGAGGGCAGGGUUGGCGCGGGGCAGCGAUCCCCAACUACCGCCCGUCUUCUCCCCUCGGCUCCUGGCGACUAGCGUCUGCGGCAGAGGCGAGCGCCGCUCGGCAACAAGUGACGCUGCGGCGGGGCGGGAGGAGCGAUUGGCCAGUUCCCGCUUGCCAACGCCGGCGGCCUGCUCCUUUCAGGCCUUGCCCUCUGCCUGUCCUCCCCCGUCUUCCCCUGCUGACCUUCGGGGCCGGCGCCGGGUUAAGACGGACUAAAAGGGUAGUGUCACCCACCAGGCCCCGUCGACGUUAAUCGUCCCGACUUCUCGCUAGGUUUUCGAUGGGCGGGCGCCGCGGGCGAGAUGCUGGGGUAGGACUGUGAGUGGGAAGUUUCGCCCUUGGAGAAUCUGCCUAGCGACUCGUGAUGAAAGGUGGCUGAGGCGCCCGGAUUGGCUGCCCUGCGAUCUACUCAAGUGUGGCCUUCCUCUUCCGGUGGAUACUUGAGCGCCCUUUUCCCGGUCAGAACCCGGUAACAAGCCUUAAGCUAAGUGACCCGUCUCCCUGAUUUCCUCUGAAAGCUCCCGGGGUGUGUCUUGGGGCUACAGUACAGAAUGCCCACGCUAUUCUAACCAUGUGAAGCAGGGUUCUUUGGCGGUCAAGGGAAGGACUUACAAACUUGCAGAACGUUCAGAAUCCUUGAAGUAGAGGAAGGAGCCAGCCCCUGUGCUCGGGAUCCUCUUCAGAGGAGCUGUCCUGAAGAGAGUAAGACCUAAAAACGCAGCCACCACAGUUCUCAGACUUACACAUAACUCAACCAUCUUUUCAUAUGAAAUGUGAUCGCUUCCUUUACUGAGUUCUCCCAGACAGGAGUGUCCGACACCUGUUGUCCCCUGUCCAAGAUUACACAGGUAAUAAUGGAAGAAGCAGAAUUUGGACACUUGCCUACGCAUGUUACGGUUCCAUUUCAGUAAACCAAAGCAGAGCAUUUGCAGCAUAUGAGGUAGAUAGGGCUAUGGAGGAUAAGCUGACUGGUGAGAGGCCUCCUCCUCCAGUACCCUGCCAUUGGGAAGAACUGUAUUCCAGAUAAACACAUCAUGUUUAAAAAGCACUGGAUGCCCAACUUCUUGCUAGGCCCAGGGAAUUGCAGAACACCAUUUAUCAUCCCUUCCCACAUCCCGGUUCUGGGAUGCUCUGUCCCCUUUUGGGUUGCAGUUUUGCCCAUGUGUCAGAGGAAGUAAAGAAUAGACUAUCCUACUACGUGUGUUCUCUCCCUGCCAAGAUCCCGAUCUUCUCCACAGUUUUCAGUUCACAGGAAAAUCUGUGUGAAGGCAAAACGUCCAAAACAGCGUACUUGGAUCAUGAUCAGGCUUGGGCACUUGGGAUGGAAAGCAGCUGUCAUUCCUAUUUCUAGCAGUUCCUUAAACAUGCCAGACUGGAUCUGAAGCUGAAAUGGGCAACUUCUUUUGAAGUACUGGACCUUGUUUCUGUUAGGUCAGGAGUGGCUAUUUUGGUGCUCUAGAUUCCACACUCCAUCCUUACCUAGAAAAGGGGCUGAAACCUUCCUGGAAUGGAUGGGACUACUAUUCUCUGUUACUUUCAUUGAUUACUCAGAAUAAAGCCAAGUAAGGGGACAGGACUGUGGGGUGUGAAGGUGCUUAGCAGAGCUUCUCUGAGGAGGGGUUAUUGGAGCAGAGCCCUGAAUAAAGAGGCGAAGGGACUUUACAGCUGGAACUAUAAAUGGGAAGGCCCCAAAGUAGGCAAUUAAUUUAAAUAAUACAUUUCAUUUAGCCCAAUAUAUCCAAAACAUUAUUUCAAUAUAUAAUCAACAUUAAACAUUAUUGAGAUAUUUUGCAUUCUUUUUUUCAUACUAAAUCUUUGAAAUUAGGAGUGUAUUUGACCCUUACAGCCUAUCUCAAUUUAGACCAGCCAGCCACAUUUCCAGCGCUCAGUCCCAUAUGGCUCAUGGCUACUGUAGUGCACAGCACAUCUGGGGACAGCCCUCAGCCCCACUCCUGCACCAGCUUUACCCGGCUGUGGCUUCAAGAGAGGAAUUGCAAGAUGAUCACUUCUCUCUUCAUCCUGCCCCAGAAGUAUUGGCCUGGCAGAACAGAUAGCCAGGAAAGAAAAUCUUUGUACUAACUGAAGGACACAACUCAGAAGAAAAAGAACUAAGCUGCUCUCAUAGUAGAUUGUUAGUUAAUGUACUAAAUGCUGGUUAAUUACCACACUCUUGAUCUGUAAUAGGUUAGAUGUGGUUAGAUGUGGAAUGAAAUACCUGCUAAUAUCUAUUAAGAAACAAAAAUAAAGUGAUAUAUGAAACUCCGUUUAUUUUUAAUCAGUUGUGAAUGUUAAUUUUUUCAUUAGCUUAUCUUACUUAGUACCUGUUUUCAGUUACAUAUAUGAUAUUUUUAAAUAUUUGUACUUGUAAUAUAAAUGCUUGAUAAAUACUAAAAUAUUUUAAGUAUUGAACGAUUAGGACUUUUCACCAACUCACACAUUAUUACCUCCUUCCCUCUUUCCAAGCCCUCCUGUACUUAUUUUUUUUUCCUCCUGUACUUACUUUUUUACUUAAAAUGAAUUUGGGUAUAACAACUUAUAAAACUCUCAGUCGGGGAAAAAAAAAACUCUCAAUUGGGAAACUGGUUAGGAUAGUCUAGAAAUCAUUCUUUUUGUACAAUAAUUUUUUUUCUUUCAGAUUUCCUCCCAAGCAUAGAUCCCUUUGCUUCCAGGGCAAACUCCAGCAUGGGGUGAGGUACAGAAGACAGACUUCAGGGGUGUACUCUGGCACUCAGUUACCAAACCUGCCCCCUAGAUCAGGGGUACAGAAUAUUCUGCUCCCAAGGCAUGAGAAGAGAACAUCAUAUAUUGGCCACUACUGCCCAAUGUGGAGGGGAGCAGAAACUCCAGAGCCCACCCCUGAAGUGCAUGUCCAGGCCAAGACCUCUGAUCUAAGGACAGAAAACAGGCUGCUGGAUACUCCUCAUUCCCUGCCAAGCAGAGUUUUGGAAGGAAACUCCCUCUCUGAAUCCCUCUUGCCCUUCCUGAUGGCAUGAGGACCACCCCCCAAUACUUCUAGGAGUCCUAUGGCUUUGCCUCCUCUUGGAGAGUGGAAUCCAGGAGAUGAUCUAGCUGAGGAAGUUACAAGAAAUAGGGGCCCUGUGCUUGCCUCUCCAUUUCCCCAAGGUGUAGCUGUUGCAGCUGUUACUGUGGCUUACAGUCACUCUCUCCCUGUAGGGUGAAGGGUGAAGGGUGAACCUAGCUGCAGCCCACCUUAGAAAAAGCUGCAGAGCCUGCCCACAAAAGAAGGAAGCUGACAUCUGCAGGCCAGUUUUCCAGGCCUCCCCUUCUUCCCUCUGCUACUCCCUUUGUAGGCCUUCAGGAAACUGAAAAUAACACGCAGUUUGAGGCUGUGGACCCCGGCGUGGGAGUGGCACACGUCCCUGCCAGCCUGGCACCCAGCCUGCGUCCCGAGGGCACCCCAGCCUAGCUUUCACCAUGUUCGCUGCAUCAGAGGCGGUGGCGGUGGCCACGGCGGCAGCAGGAAGGCCUUACGUGUGCAGCGAGUGUGGCAAGAGCUUCAGCUACAGUUCGGUGCUGCUGCGCCACGAGUGUGCCCAUGGCGGCGACAGCCGCUACCGCUGCCUCGACUGCGGGGAGCGCUACGCACUGGCCACUGACCUCCGCGCACACCGUCGCGUGCAUGCUGGCCAGACACUCUACAUCUGCAAUGAAUGCGGCCAGAGCUUCCAUCAUAGUGGCCGCCUGGACCUACACCAGAGCACACACAGACAGCGCGGCCGCUCCUGCCGCUGCCGCACAUGCGGCCGCAGCUUUCCACACCUCUCAGCUCUGCUGCUGCACCGGCGCCGCCGGCACCCCCCUGAGCGGCCCUGCCGCUGCCCCCUGUGUGCGCGUGCCUUCCGUCAGAGUGCGCUCCGCUUCCACCAGGCGCGGGCACACCCGUGGGGGACAGCCAUCGCGCCUCUCGACCCCCUCCACCGCUGCGCACAGUGCCCACGGGCCUUCCGCAGCUCUGCAGGGCUGCAGAGCCACACUCGCGUCCACACGAGCCAGCGUCCAGCUCCUAAGCCGCACGCGCCGGGUGUGCACCAGUGCAGCGUGUGCGGGAAGAGCUUCGGCAAGAGCUCCACGCUAACACGACACCUACAGACGCACUCAGGUGAGAAGCCCUUCAAGUGCCCGGAGUGUGGGAAGGGAUUCUUGGAGAGCGCCACGCUAGUGCGCCACCAGCGGACGCACACGGGGGAGAAGCCAUACACAUGCGGGGACUGCGGGCGCCGCUUCAGCGAAAGUUCCACCCUUCUGCGCCACAGGCGCAGCCAUCAGGGAGAGCGGCCGCACGCAUGCGCCACGUGCGGCAAGGGCUUUGGGCAGCGCUCAGACCUGGUGGUGCACCAGCGCAUCCACACCGGCGAGAGGCCCUUCCCAUGCACCGAGUGCGGCCGCCGCUUCAGUGACCGCUCUGACCUCACCAAGCACCGGCGCACGCACACCGGCGAGAAGCCCUACCGCUGUGAGCUGUGCGGCAAACGCUUCACAUGCGUUUCCAACCUCAACGUGCACCGGCGCAACCACGCCGGCCACAAGCCCCACAUAUGCCCCGAGUGCGGCAGGGCCUUCAGCGUGGCCUCCAAGCUGGCGCUGCACCGCAAGACCCACCUGGGCGAGCGGCCGGCACAGUGCGCCGAGUGCGGCAAGUGUUUCAGUCACAGCCGCUCGCUCUCCCAGCACCAGCGGGCGCACACGCGCGCUCGAGCCGCCGCCGCCGCCCAAGCCACCGAAGGAGCUGCACUCAUCCUCGCUGGGCGGGCAGAAAAGGAAAAGCCGGACUUCUUGUGUCGCAGCUGAGGGACACUUGCUGAGAAGCUUUUCUGUAGUAGGGGGGGGCACGUAUGGAUGCCACUGCCACAGGGAGGUCUGUGUAAAGACAGCACGGCCGGCUGUCGCCUUUUCCCAUCUUCCGUGGUAGCCCUUCACCUGGACUGUGGCCGGGCCUCUACAUCUACUUCCCUGGUCAGCUCUUCCUGUCCUCCAUCCUUCCUGUCCUCCCCCUGGGGUGUAGGGAAGCAGGAAAACCUCCUAGACAGGAAAGAGCCCAGGUAUGGGUAGAUUCCCACUGCUGCUGUUGUCCCCCCCAAGAUUUCUUUUCUGCUUUCCCACCUGGGUUCGAACUUCUCUUGUCCCAUCCCCUUUUCCAGCCCGAGUCUCCUCUAGCUCUUCAGGUAAUGAUCACAGAUGUGGCCACAGGGACAACCCACCCACCUUAUGGUCUUCUUGACUCUUGGUUCUACUUGAGUCUCUGCUGCUUUCUCCCUAGGCUCAGAGAUGGGAAAUUUGUAGGCAGAGAGAUGAUGGGACAGCACAUUUCAGUGAAAGACAUUACGCCAGAAGCCACCAGCCUGCUUCCUGGCAGAGAAGGCCCACCACAGUGAAGCUGGGCAGGAGCCCUCAGCAGAGCAGCCACCAGUCCCAUGGAGCACACCUGAUGGUAUCCACAUCAAAAUGCCUCUCAGGGCAAUAUUCUCCAGCUAGGUGGGGGGACAUUAACUUUCAGACCUAGACCAAGGCCCUGUGGGGUCUAUAAAGCAGAGUACUGCCAAGGGGAGCAUCAGAAUACUAUUUCCAAAUCAAGCCUGGAGCCAUGGGCAAAUGGAGCUCCACAGAGUCAAUAGUGCAGGGCAGAAAAUCUGGAAUUGGCCGGUGGUUGUUUUGCUUACGACUGGUGAAAUAAAGCUUGGUGUUUUGUGGGGGGUUCCAGAA
Molecule: messenger RNA, 8716 nt
Organism: Mustela erminea (ermine)
Lineage: Eukaryota; Metazoa; Chordata; Mammalia; Carnivora; Mustelidae
Gene: ZNF672
Product: zinc finger protein 672
Exons: 3
Coding region: 6431-7804 (457 amino acids)
Biological process (GO): negative regulation of transcription by RNA polymerase II
Molecular function (GO): DNA-binding transcription repressor activity, RNA polymerase II-specific
Source: RefSeq, a predicted model, not a curated record